This is a messenger RNA of Drosophila albomicans, 2359 nucleotides long. RefSeq names its product angiotensin-converting enzyme-related protein. The record is from RefSeq and is a predicted model, not a curated record. Gene Ontology annotation, cellular component: plasma membrane. Lineage: Eukaryota; Metazoa; Arthropoda; Insecta; Diptera; Drosophilidae. The coding region runs from base 357 to 2255 and encodes 632 amino acids. Gene Ontology annotation, biological process: proteolysis. The transcript has 4 exons. Gene Ontology annotation, molecular function: peptidyl-dipeptidase activity; metallopeptidase activity.
AUUUUAUUUGCAGCAAGUGUGAAACUUGCGCUUUGCUUGUUAUCGGUAUCGGCGUGCGAGUCUGUGUAUUUGUAUUUGCGAGUACACAUAUCUGUGUCAAUGGGCGCCAAAUAGGCAUAUAAGCAGUUCUGCUUCUCAACUUCUGCUCAGAAGCGGACUAGCAUUAGAAUAGAUUGAAACUAUCUGAGCAGAUUGCCUGGAAGCUAAGGAGUAUCGACUACAAGGACUAUAUUUUUUUGCCUGAAAUUCGAGACCAAUCAAGUAAUAGCAGGCAUUGACAGACUAAAUUUAAGGUAUUAAAAGGCGGCCGAUGUAAGAAUUUCCUAGUCUAAAAUAUCUUAGACUAAGAUCACAAAAUGGACGGACACCUGGUGUCAUUAAUACUCGUAUUUGCCAUUUUAUUGUGGCUGCCCUUUGGCCAGAGCGAUGGUAGCAACAGCUGCUCAGCAUUUGAACUCCAGGCGCGCCGCUUCUUCGAUCAGGAGAACUCUAAGCUACGGGAACGAUACCAUGCGGAGUACUCAGCUGCGUACGCCUACAACACGAAUGUGACCGAGGAGAACAGACAGGCCAUGAUUCAAGUGUAUGCAGACAGUGCCAGGGACAACAAGCUGCUGGCCCAGGCUGUGAAGUCGGGCGAUUAUGUAAAGUCAAGUGAUGCGAGCAUACGCAGGCAGGCAAGGAUGCUGCAGAAUCUGGGUGCGGAUGUGCUCGAGGCCAGCGAUUAUCUAGAGCUGAAGAAUGCCAUUAGCGCAAUGCAGUCGAACUAUGCCACUACCAGCGUCUGCUCCUUUGCCAAUCGCAGUGAUUGCUCUCUAACCCUGGAGCCACACAUACAAGAACGCCUAUCCAAAAGUCGGGAUCCUGCUGAGCUGGCCUGGUAUUGGCGUGAAUGGUACGACAAGGCGGGUACGCCCAUGCGCCAGAACUUUGGCAAGUAUGUGCGUCUAACACGCAAGGCAGCGCAACUUAAUGGCUUCCGUUCGUAUGCCGAUUACUGGGUGCACUUUUACGAAGAUGCCGAUUUUGAGCGUCAGCUGGAUGACACCUACAAAGCAUUGCUGCCAUUCUACAGACAAAUCCAUGGUUAUGUUCGCUAUCGUUUGCGUCAGCAUUAUGGUUCCGAUGUAGUGCCUGCCGAGGGUAAUAUUCCGAUGCAUCUGCUUGGCAACAUGUGGGCACAGUCGUGGAACGAUGUCAUCGACUUAUUUACACCAUUCCCCGAGAAAUCAUUUGUCGAUGUCACCGCGGAAAUGAACAGGCAGCAGUACAGUGUGCAGAAAUUAUUCCAGUUGGGCGAUCAGUUCUUUCAAUCGCUCGGCAUGCGAGCAUUGCCCCCAAGUUUUUGGAACCUAAGUGUGCUCACUCGUCCCAAUGAUCGCGAGGUCGUUUGUCACGCCUCAGCCUGGGACUUUUAUCAGGAUAGUGAUGUGCGUAUCAAGAUGUGUACCGAGAUCAACACUCACUAUUUGUAUGUUGUCCACCAUGAGCUUGGUCAUAUUCAAUACUACUUGCAGUAUGAGCAGCAGCCCGCUGUGUUUCGUGGAGCCCCAAAUCCUGGCUUCCACGAAGCUGUCGGGGAUGUCAUAGCAUUGUCUGUGAUGUCUGCCAAACAUCUGAAAAGCAUUGGUCUCAUCACCAAUGGGCAUUGGGAUGAAAAGAGUCGCAUCAAUGAGCUGUUCAAGCAGGCGCUUUCAAAGAUUGUUUUCCUGCCCUUUGGCUAUACCAUGGAUAAGUAUCGUUAUUCUGUUUUCCGCAAUGAACUCGAUGAAUCACAAUGGAACUGUGGCUUUUGGCAAAUGCGCUCGGAGUUCGGUGGCGUCGAUCCGCCAUUUGCACGCAACGAGACCGACUUUGAUCCACCGGCCAAAUACCAUAUUGAUGCCGAUGUCGAAUACUUGCGCUACUUUGCAGCCCACAUAUUCCAAUUCCAAUUUCACAAGGCUUUGUGCCGUCUAGCCGAUCAGUAUGUGCCCGGCGACAGUCGCCUCACUUUGGAUAACUGCGACAUAUUUGGCAGCAAGAAGGCUGGAGAAGCAUUCAAGAAGUUCUUGUCAGCCGGCAAUUCAAGGCAUUGGAAGCAAAUAUUGGAGGAGUUCACGGGCGAAACCGAGAUGAAUUCUGCUGCGUUGCUGGAAUAUUUUGAUCCGCUCUACCAAUGGCUGAAGCAGGAAAACAGACGCCUUGGUGUUCCUCUGGGCUGGGGUGAUACCAACAAGAUCUCUUCGAAUUGCUGUGGGCCGUUCAGUACUUAAUAAAAGGACACCCAUUUAUUUUCAAUUUGACUAGCUAUAGACUUAUUUUCCUAUACAUAGCUUAAGUAAUAUUAAAAAAUAAAUAAUAUAUAUUUUUCUAAAAA